Molecule: messenger RNA, 894 nt
Organism: Nerophis lumbriciformis (worm pipefish)
Lineage: Eukaryota; Metazoa; Chordata; Actinopteri; Syngnathiformes; Syngnathidae
Source: RefSeq, a predicted model, not a curated record
AUGAUUUCCGGUUGGUUGGUUUCGGUGCUCGUAUUCGCGUCCGCAGCGACAGUUGUAAGUAGCUUUUCAGUUACAACUUCCAACGCAAAUGUGCAAGUCAAAGAAAAUGAAGGGGUUGAUUUGACAUGUUCCUAUUCUGCGGACUUUGGAUCAAGUGCCAGAGUAGAAUGGAAGUUUAAGGACGUUACAGGUUCACAGAAAUAUGUCUUUUAUGAUGGAAAACCCACAGCUCCAUAUGCCAAUCGCGUGAACGUGUUUGGGAGCAAUAUCAGAUUUAACAAAGUGACCCGGAGGGAUAACGGAGUGUACGACUGUGAGGUGUCUGGUGUCAAUAGUCAGUUUGGGGAGGCCCGGGUACAGCUUACAGUUCUUGUGCCUCCGUCGCCACCUCUGUGUAGGAUCCCUACCUCGGUGACGACUGGAAAUAAGGUCAUGCUGUACUGCCACGAUAAAGACGGCUCCCCUUCUCCCCAAUACAGGUGGUACCGAAAUGACAUCCUUUUGCCACCUGAGCCUAGCAAGAUUUCUGGCUUCCAGAAUAGUACAUAUAUGCUGAACUCUGCAAAUGGCAACCUGGAAUUUCCUUCUGUCAGAAAGACGGAUACAGCUCCGUAUUCCUGUGAAGCUUUCAACAGUGCUGGUCCCCCACAGCGCUGUAGAGCGGUUAAAAUGGAAGUCAGUGACCCGAAUACAGGAGGCAUUGUUGCUGGGGUAAUUGUGGCUCUUGUACUGCUUGUACUGCUCGGUCUGGGAAUUUGGUACGCUCACAAGAAAGGAUAUCUGCCCCGAAUGACUAAAAGCAAACCAAAAAAGGUGGUCUACCAGCCGCCUUCGGGGUACGGUGGUGAGGAUGAUGAUGCUGAGUUCAAGCAGAAGUCAUCGUUUGUUGUAUAG